Aaosphaeria arxii CBS 175.79 is the source of this 536-nucleotide messenger RNA. RefSeq lists its product as uncharacterized. The transcript has a single exon. The record is from RefSeq and is a predicted model, not a curated record. Lineage: Eukaryota; Fungi; Ascomycota; Dothideomycetes; Pleosporales. Bases 100 to 396 code for a protein of 98 amino acids.
GCUGCAUAUUCGGGAUCAGGGGAUCACGGCUCUCCAGUACAUUCGUAACUAGCAUUUCUCAGGCGUUUGAUGAUACGGUAGUUCAACUUUCAGAAGACCAUGUUGGUAACCAUGCAUAUAAUAUCGAACCUUUCCAUUCUUCACACUGCGCCUGAGUACCCCUCUUCCACAAUGCGAGAGCAUCUUGCAUCCCAAUCGAACUCAGCCCCUCAUAAAGUCUACACCGCUACCCAUCCUAGCCCUCCUUCCAGUAUCCACCUCCGCACCUCUCCGGUCCAGCUAGCCCGCCCAAUCGCGCCAGAAGUUAGCAUGUCCCUCAAAACCCUCCACUGCGCCUUGCGAAAAAAAACCGUAGAGCCUAAGAUCCACCCUUGCUGCGCUCUCUACAUAUACUAAGGCACGAAUAGUCUACCCAUUCUACUCGUAUCUUCACACAAUGCCUCUGUUGGAUCAAGGAUAGGCGGGUUAUCCAUGCUAAGCGUUGUGGCUUAGUGCGCUAGAAACGUGCGGGCUACAUACAGCAUUUAACCGCAUCG